This is a messenger RNA of Planococcus citri (citrus mealybug), 1515 nucleotides long. RefSeq lists its product as uncharacterized. Lineage: Eukaryota; Metazoa; Arthropoda; Insecta; Hemiptera; Pseudococcidae. Gene Ontology annotation, molecular function: protein serine/threonine phosphatase activity. The record is from RefSeq and is a predicted model, not a curated record. The transcript is spliced from 7 exons. The coding region runs from base 193 to 1146 and encodes 317 amino acids. Gene Ontology annotation, cellular component: cytoplasm; nucleus.
GAAAAUCUUCCACUUGGCGAGCAGUAUUUUAGGUUGCUUGAUUUGAUAAAGAAAAGUUUUCAGAAAAAUAAUAAUGGUACUUUACCGAUGAUAAAUUUCUAGUGAAUUUGAUUAUACAUGGAACCAUGAUAAAUGUUAAAACUUCAUCUCGAAUAUACAUACGAUCUUACUCGAUGACCACAAGUUUUGGAAAUGACUGCUGAAGAUAAUUUGAUUCGCAUAUUGACCGUGGAAAAUCGCAGACUGAAUACGGAAUCAAUUAACCCUAUUCAAACGUUGAUAACGAAAGCAGAAACUAUACUACUACGAGAACCGUCUCUGUUAAGAAUCGAACCACCAAUAAUUGCAGUAGGCGACAUUCAUGGUCAAUUCGAAGAUUUGCUGUGGAUUUUCCAGCAAACUGGCUUCCCUCCAGCCACCAGUUAUAUAUUUCUGGGCGAUUACGUAGAUCGUGGACGACACUCGGUCGAAUGCAUCAGUUUGCUGUUAUCGUUGAAAGUAAAAUACCCGAAAAAUGUUUACUUAUUACGAGGAAAUCACGAAUGUACGAUGAUAAAUCAUAAAUACGGAUUUUAUAACGAGUGCAGACAAAGAUUCAACGUUGGAUUAUGGAAUAAAUUCUCCGGGUUAUUCGAUUGUUUACCUUUGGCGGCGAUAAUCGGAAGUAAAAUUUUUUGUUGCCAUGGCGGAUUGAGCCCGGAUUUGAAAACCGUCGAUCAAAUAGAAAGCAUAAGAAGACCAUUCCCUAUUAAUACAUUGACCGGUCUCGUUAAUGAUUUACUAUGGUCGGAUCCUUCACGGUUUCACAAAGGAUGGAAAUAUAACAAAUAUCGAAGUGUGUCGUAUACUUUUGGCAGCGAUGUAAUUGAAAAAUUUCUUUCUGAUAAUAAUUUUCAGCUCAUCGUCAGAGCUCAUCAGUUAAUCAGCAGUGGAUAUCAAAUUUUCGCCGGAGGAAAGCUCAUAUCCAUUUUUUCAGCUCCUAAUUAUUGCAGUAAUCAUAUGAACGAAGGAGCACUCCUACAUAUCGAUGCCAAUUUAAAAUGUUCCAUCAUUAGGCUGAAGAUCACGUAUUCGAAUAUUAGAAAUUUUAACAAAUUACUGGCAAUUUCAAAUGGCGCAUUAGGGAAGCGGUGCCCUUUUUCUUAGAGCUCGACAUAAAAAUAAUUAUUAUGCGCCGGGAAUAACUUAUAAAAAAUAAUUUUUUCUUCAUUAAAAUCAAGUAACAUUUAUGUUUCGUUUUCUUUUCUUUUUUUGUACAGUAUGAUUUUGUAGUACCCACCACCGCAGCGCAUUUUUAGAGAACUGGAAAUUCGCCGAUUAUUACGCAGUGUUGUCUCCGUUUCAUUGUAAAAUGCGCGAAUAUCUCUUGGCGAUUUAAUUUUUCAUUUUUUAUAUCGAAAAGCACCGUAGUUGCGGUUCGAUUCGCUUCGACUUUAGUACCUAUUUUCAUUUGCUUCGGAUAUAUGUAUUGAAAAAUUUGUGUAACUGUAAAUUUUAUUAAAAUACAUACGCGAA